AUGACGGCAAAAAUGAUUGACUUCAGCCCAACAAGAUCACCGGCUCAUCAAGCUGUCGAUGCCAUUCAUGGCUUCGUCCCCCUUGUCGCUGGUCUCUUCUACCUGGUUUCUGCAGCCAUACUGGCUUUCCGCAGGGACAGACAGGGAGAGGUCAGACGAAGGCCGUCUCGAGCUGUUGCUUUGUGGCCGGCACUUGCCAUUUUUGCCGCAUAUGCAUUCGAGACCGCCGUGCUAUUCUACUUGACCUAUCCGGGAAGAGCCAUGGGUUCCUUGGACGAGAUCAUGUACUCCUUUAGCUCCUCGUUCUCCUGGUUCAUAUUGCUUCUCGACUUCAAUUGGUUCCACAAGUCACAAGCUCUAUGGUACCCUCUUGGAGGAUGCUCAGCGAUCUACCUAAUUGCCGAAACUCUUCUGCUUGCGUUUUGUUCACCCUCAGUGGCGCCAGUGACCAUACUCAAUGCCAUUCGAAUAUUCCGCUUGGUAAUUCUUAUAUUACUUGUUGGCAUCGUGGCCAUAUCACAAGCAAUUGCCAUCCAUUGCAGGCCUGUUGACGAAGAACGGGUGCCUUUGCUCCAAGACGAUCGAACCCGCAACCUGGAUAAUGCCUACCACUACUAUGGUUCAAUAUCUCGGAAUCCUGUUCGUCAUCCUCAGGGCAGAGAUUACCAAGGCGGCUUGGAGUAUUUUAAUCGCCAGAUCACAUUUCUCGCGCCGUUCUUUUGGCCCGGUAGCCGGCCAUACUUCCGUUAUUUCGGUAUUUGGCUCUGCUUGAUGGUUGAUCGUGUUCUCCUCGUGCUCGUCCCUUUGCAGCUGGGCAAAGUAACGGAUGCUCUGACACGUAGCGGAACGUUUUCUAAUGGGGAUAUUGCCAUGACUAUCUUCGUUUGCGUCUUAAAGUUCAGCAAAAGUCCAGCCGUUGCGCAGAAGUACCUAUGGGUGGCCAUCGAAAAUCACUCUUACUCCAUGCUUAGCAAGGCUGCCUUUGACAAAGCUACGACACUGGCAUGUGAGCUUAACAGGAAGAGAAACCUGGACAGACUUUGGGAAUCUGUCAAUCGUGGGCUAUCCGCCCGACAUGUCUUCCGUGCUAUUAUUUCCCACAUCAUCCCGACCGCGAUCGAUCUUCUGGUGGGCGUAUGCGUGCUGUACUAUAUAUACGGUGCCUAUAUGGCUUUGGUCCUUGCGACAGUGGUGGCUCUUUCCAUCUGGUCAUCCAGGGAGAUAUAUCGCAAGUUGCAGGUCAAGCAGAGGCGCUUUAUCGAUGACAUGAACAGAGAGCAGCAUAUUCUCCGAGAUUGGACGUCGAGUUGGCAGACCGCGCUAUAUUCUAACCGCAUCCCAUAUGAGGAAACACGAUACUCCUUAGCCGUCAGGGACCAUUUGAAUUCAUCAUCCAGACUCUCAUUAUGGUUUUGCUUUGACUCGGUGUUGCAGUCGGCCAUCACCGUACCAGGGCUUAUGGGAGGUGGUCUGUUGGCGGCUUUCCAAGUUAGCUGGGGAGUCAAAUCACUCGGCAGUUUUAUUAUGUUGCUGAUGUAUUUGACGCCCCUGGGUCUGCAUCUUCAGGUCUUUGUGAGAGAGGUCCGUGAUGUCCUCCUGGGCCUUGCAGAUGUUGAUGAGCUGCUCAAACUGUUUGGUAGGGCUUCGAACGCUCCCAAUCAUAUGGCAGUAGCUCCAUUAUGUUGCGACCAAGGUGCCAUUGAAUUCGAGGACGUUCAAUUUGCAUAUAGGGGGCAAAAGAGAGCGCUGAAAGGGGUCAGUUUUCACGUUCAAGCCGGUCAGACAGUGGCUCUCGCGGGUGCGACUGGAAGUGGCAAAUCGACUGUCCUAGGUCUCCUCUUGCGCUUGUAUGAUCCGCUUCAAGGAAAUGUCAGAAUCGAUGGACAAGAUAUUCGCCAUGCCACGCUGGAGAGUUUGCGUUCGAGUAUUGGUAUUGUGCCACAAGAUCCAGUUCUAUUCCACGAUACGAUCAUGAACAAUGUCAUGUAUGCGAAUUUUUCUGCUACCGAGGGACAGGUGUAUGAUGCGUGCAAAGCCGUGGCUCUUCAUGACAGAUUUGUAUCGCUUGGGGAUGGUUAUCAUACCAUAAUCGGAGACGGCGGUGUGAAACUGUCUGGUGGAGAGCUUCAGCGACUCGCGAUUGCACGAGUGAUAAUCCAGAACCCUAAGAUCAUUCUCUUGGAUGGCGCGACGAGCAGUGUGGAUAGCAGCACGGAAGCCUUGAUCCAGAGAAAUUUGAAGCGACUGUGGAGAGGAAAGACAAUACUCAUCACUUCACAUCGUCUUUCGACGGUCUCUAAAGCAGACAAUAUCAUCGUCCUUCGACAUGGCCGCCUCGUCGAACAAGGAUCUCACAGCUCAUUAUUGAGAACAAACAGCUACUAUCGUCGUCUCUUGUCACGGCAGAUCAAGGAAAAACUCUCCCCAGCCAUGAUUGAAAGUACAGGCCCAGCUCAAGAGCAAAGAGCAACCGAAGAAUCCGUGAAAGGAAAAGUGGCUACUCAACAAAUGGGCGACCUCAUAGAGAUGGAUGACUCUCGGUCUGUAACAGAGACUGGGCCAAUCCUCGCAGUGUCCAAGAUGCGCCGCAUGAGAUCCUACAAAAAGGUUGGUUCGCCUGACGUAAAGGAGAACUCCAGGAGCGUCAACAACGAACCUUGGAGAAGGAGCCCUCUGAAGCCGGACGCUCCAGUGUUCGUUCCUCUUUCGCAGCGAGCAGCCCUAAGAAAGGCAGACGAGUCCGACGCAGAGAAUUGUUUGGCUGAUACAGAAAACAUGCGAGAAACUUCUGGUGCGACUAUCGGGAAUAACAGUUCGGCAGGCUAUUCUUUGGAGAAUGGAAAGGACUCGAAGCGAAAGCGUCAUGACGGCAGUAGACGGGCUUCCUCUGUCUUGCGACAAUCAAGCAACGAAGUGAUUUUUGCAUACCCAAAGAAGGCGCGAAAAAGGAUGGGGUCAAAGAGGUUUCCUAUUCUUCGCAGGGAGCGUACUGAAAGCGAACCUAUUGGUAUAGGACUGAUGACCGACACUUAUGAGCAGUGA
This is a messenger RNA of Aspergillus chevalieri, 3042 nucleotides long. RefSeq lists its product as uncharacterized. Gene Ontology annotation, cellular component: membrane. Gene Ontology annotation, biological process: transmembrane transport. The record is from RefSeq and is a predicted model, not a curated record. Gene Ontology annotation, molecular function: ABC-type transporter activity; ATP hydrolysis activity; ATP binding. Bases 1 to 3042 code for a protein of 1013 amino acids. The transcript is spliced from 6 exons. Lineage: Eukaryota; Fungi; Ascomycota; Eurotiomycetes; Eurotiales; Aspergillaceae.